AUGUUUCGGAGCGUUCAGGGUAUCCUGACUCUCGUCUUCCUCGAGACCCUCACUUGUCUGAUCUGCACCGCAUUCCGGCACUCCGUCAUGCUCCCCGCCCGUCUCACCACGGAAUUCCCAAAGCUCCCGCACCUGACUGCAUGUAGUAGAUGCCUGGCUGAUAUCAAUCGGAUAACUUCCUCGGGAUUCGCCCCCUUCAGUCUCACGGACCUGCAUAUACACUGCUCUUCGAAACCCUCCGCAGCGAUACUCAAUCUCUUGUGCCCCGUGUUCGCCUCAGGGAUUGUCGCCGACAAGCACGAGCUCGCGUAUGUGCACUUCUCGGGCAUCCUUAUCGACUCCAGAUUAUCAGCGACAACCGUGAGGGUGUCCAACACGAUCUCUCCGCCCGCGGACCUCGUGUUCCAGCUACCCUCCAGGGUCAGCGUCGGCGACGGCGGGACCAAGAGCGGGACGGCGCAGGUGCUGAGCGGCUCGGAGGAGGCAUCAAACACUCCCAGCACCCCAACUGCUGUCAACUCCGUCGCUUCCGUCAUCGCUGUUGGACAAACUGUUCAUUAUACCGCUUCUGGUUUUAGCGGACGCCUCUACGUGCAAACGAUGUAUCCUGCCGUUUAG
This is a messenger RNA of Gloeophyllum trabeum ATCC 11539, 618 nucleotides long. RefSeq lists its product as uncharacterized. The coding region runs from base 1 to 618 and encodes 205 amino acids. The record is from RefSeq and is a predicted model, not a curated record. The transcript is spliced from 4 exons. NCBI's taxonomy places the organism in Eukaryota, Fungi, Basidiomycota, Agaricomycetes, Gloeophyllales, Gloeophyllaceae.